Messenger RNA from Darwinula stevensoni, 2500 nucleotides. The record is from the annotation of a GenBank genome assembly. Lineage: Eukaryota; Metazoa; Arthropoda; Ostracoda; Podocopida; Darwinulidae.
AGGUUGGACAUUACAGUACGUGAAGAUGAAUUGUAGGUGUGUUGAGAAGGGAAGGAGGACCAGGCUAAGAAAAAAAAGCCUAAAAUGGCCGUGUUAAUGAGAGUGACAUGCAGCUAGUGUGAUGUGGUCAGGAAAGUUGAGGAGGAGGAGAGGAAGUCGCAGGAGGAGGAGGAUCCCAACUUUGACGUAUUUCUUCUUCCUGCCCUGUCUUUCAUUGUUACUGCUCCUUCUGCCCUCGCCAGGCUCAUGCGGGAACCCGGACGCGAAGCGGCUCUACGACGAUCUUUUAUCCAACUACAACAAACUCGUCCGCCCCGUUACCAACGUCUCUGACGCCCUUACAGUCCGAAUCAAGCUCAAACUCAGCCAACUCAUCGAUGUCAAUCUUAAGAACCAGAUCAUGACAACGAAUCUCUGGGUGGAACAGUACUGGUACGAUUACAAGUUGACGUGGAAUCCGGAGGAGUACGGAGGAGUGCAUAUGCUUCACGUCCCUUCUGACCACAUCUGGAGACCCGAUAUCGUCCUUUACAACAACGCGGAUGGGAACUUCGAGGUGACGUUAGCCACGAAGGCGACCCUUCAUAACGACGGCCUGGUAGAGUGGAAACCCCCGGCCAUUUACAAGUCCUCGUGCGAGAUCGACGUGGAAUACUUUCCCUUCGACGAGCAAACUUGUGUCAUGAAGUUCGGCUCUUGGACCUACGACGGAUUUCAGGUGGAUUUGCGUCACAUCGACGAGCAAGAGGGCUCAAACGUUGUGGAAAUCGGCGUAGACCUCUCCGAGUUUUACAUGUCAGUGGAAUGGGACAUCCUGGAGGUACCGGCCGUGAGGAACGAGAAGUUCUAUACGUGCUGUGACGAACCUUACUUGGACAUCACGUUCAACAUCACGAUGAGGAGGAAAACCCUGUUCUACACGGUGAACCUCAUAAUACCAUGCAUGGGCAUCUCCUUCCUCACCGUACUCGUAUUCUAUCUCCCGUCCGAUUCCGGAGAAAAGGUGAACCUGUCCAUUUCCAUCCUUGUGAGCUUGACAGUGUUUUUCCUCCUGGUGACGGAAAUCAUCCCUCCUACGAGUGUGAGUCUUCCCCUCUUGGGGAAGUACCUCAUUUUCGCCAUGGUGAGUUUGAGCAUCAGCAUCUUGCUGUCCCUCACCGUGUUUUUCCUCCUCUUAGCGGAAAUAAUCCCACCCACGUCCAAGGUCCUCCCUCUUCUUGGCAAAUUUGUCCUCUUCACCAUGGUUUUGGAUACCUUCAGGCAUGCAUGCAAAGGAAGGUUAGAGACAGACGAGGAAAUUCUGGUAUGCUGCAGCAUCUGCGUGACGGUGGUGGUACUGAACGUGCACUUCCGGUCGCCGCAGACCCACACCAUGGCACCUUGGGUCCGAAGAGUCUUCCUUCAGAUCCUCCCUCGCCUGCUUGUCAUGAAGAGACCCCAUUAUCACCUAGAUCGGCAUCGGGUGAUGGUGAGGACGUUCAACGGGCUGGAGAUGCGAGAUCCUCACUCGGCUUAUUAUUCCCGGGCGGAUUUCUCAUACUUUGAACCGCCCCCGUUUGACAUUCCAAGGCCUCCUCGUCCCCGAACCGACAUUCGAGGGAUGGAUCUGAAUGGCGGGUGUCGUCUCCACGGAAGUUUGAGACCACCCCCACCGCCUCCACCUGCUGGAGAGUUAUUCUCUGACUUCGAUCGGAACUCUCCUUGUCGGAGUCCGUCGCAUUACCACUAUUGCCCGGAAGUGGUCCGAGCAUUCGAAGGCGUCAAGUUCAUCGCCGAACACACAAGGAAGGAAGAAGAGUCCGUUAGGGUGAAGGAAGAUUGGAAGUUUGUAGCCAUGGUCCUGGACCGACUGUUCCUUUGGAUCUUCACGUUAGCCGUGCUUGUGGGCACGGCAGGGAUCAUCCUGCAGGCCCCGACUCUAUACGACGACAGGAAACCCAUCGACGUUAGACUAUCCGAGAUCUCCGCUGUCACCGCCAAACCUAGACUGGCCAUGGAACCCCCGGUUUGAUGUGCCGGUCGAUCGUUCACCUUCACUUCACUCUCGUUGUUAUCGCCCGUACGAGGCGGACCUCUCAUGAAGCUGACGUGGACCACUUUUCUCCUCGUGUCUUUCCCGUGAACUUUGUCGAAUCCGCCUUCAUAUUCCCAAAAGAGGAGUUUUUCAUGUCCCCCUCUGGAUCGGCUUAGGAGGAACUACUAUAAACCCCACGUCACGGAGUCACGUGGUGACUAGUGCAUGUCCUCUCCCUCAUCUUGACUUUCUUUGGCAUAUCCCAUGAGGGAUACAAUGGACUACGCAUGAGUUUUUAACAUAUAUAUAUAUAUAUAUAUAUAUAAGACUAAUGCUCAGAUGAUGAUCGCUAUAGACGUGGAAGAAGAGAAAAUCCCAGAAAAGCUUUCUGCGGAUGUUGGUUUCGGCGAGAAUCUCAGUGCUUGUCUGCUGCUCACCGCACUUGCUCCUGAGUGCUUUUGUUUCUUUCAAUAAAAUUCAACUCAC